Cheilinus undulatus (humphead wrasse) is the source of this 2063-nucleotide messenger RNA. RefSeq names its product ergosterol biosynthesis 28 homolog (gene erg28). Lineage: Eukaryota; Metazoa; Chordata; Actinopteri; Labriformes; Labridae. The record is from RefSeq and is a predicted model, not a curated record. The coding region runs from base 166 to 597 and encodes 143 amino acids. The transcript has 5 exons. Gene Ontology annotation, molecular function: protein-macromolecule adaptor activity. Gene Ontology annotation, cellular component: endoplasmic reticulum; membrane.
UACAUUUUGUGAAUUUAACAUCGUACUUGGCUGGCCAGAGUCCCAUUCAAUUCUUUUGCAUUUAAGUUUUCCAUUUUUUAUCAUUGAGGCAUGUUCGCUCUUCAAUUCGACUGAUACUGAAAGGUGCGUCCACAGUCCGUGUAAAACGUCCCAACGUGAGAGAAGAUGAGCCGCUUUCUGAACGUCCUGCGGAGCUGGUUGGUCAUGGUGUCCGUCAUCGCGAUGGGAAACACUGUGCAGAGUUUCAGAGAUCACAGUUUUCUGUCAGAGAAGCUCUACACAGGCACGCCUGAGUUUGUAAACGGUCUCCAAGCUCGAACAUUCGGCAUUUGGACGCUGCUGUCAUCAAUCAUCCGCUGUGCCUGUGCCAUUGAUAUCCAGAACAGAACGCUGUAUCACAUCACAUUAUGGACGUUUGUGCUGGCGUUAGGCCACUUUCUGUCUGAAGCAUUCAUCUACAAAACUGCACCUCUGACGAUAGGCGUCAUGGCACCUCUCAUUGUAGCGAGUUUCUCUGUCAUAGGAAUGCUGAUUGGAUUCCAGUGUUUUCCAGAGUCACAGGAGGAAGUUGGAGCUCGACAGAAGAAGCGUAACUGAAUCUAGGUCGUCUGAUUUUCCUCUGGUCCACUGAACCGAUGGCCAUGAUUACCACAGGACACUUGUGGGUCUAUUUGAAUCGCUGCUUGUUGCCUUGAAGAACAUCAGAUAUGGAUUUAAAUGACUAUUACUUCUUUUAAAGACUUUAUAUAUUUCUAUCUGGGCUGUAGUUAAUGUUUUCUAAGCUGAUAUUUUGCUGCUACAAACAGUUUUUACAUACGCCUGUAAUAAAAUAACAAUUGUUAAGGUUAAAAGUCCAUUAUAAAAGAUCUUCAUCUGUUUAUGUUGAUGCCUGUAGUUUCAAGUCAGUCUGAUUUUAAACUUUUGGAGUUGCAGUUCUGACAGUGGGGUUUGGAAGUGUUUGAUUUGUGACACCAGAUGUCCACUUUCAAUACUUUACAUUUAGUCUUGAUUUUAUUAAGAACUCAGAAAAAUUUACAGUAUAAAACUAUGCUCUUUAUUACAAAGGCUCACAAACACAUUGGUCAGCAGUUAUUCUUCAUGUUUGUUCUGUGCUGUGAAAAUUUUACACCCUUUAAAAUGAAAUUAUGCACAAUUAUUCUAUAAAAGGUUUUAAAACUGUGAUUUCGUUUGCAUUUAUUACCAGUGCAUGAAGAAGGUUCUGUCAUGUUUUAUGCGCAGCUUACAUUUAAAAAUAUCACUUCUUGAACUAUGGUGACUCGGCUUAUGACCAACAGAAAAGCAUUAAAAAAAUUGGCCAAUUCUGCUAUUUUAAAGUCCCUGUAAAGUGAUUUAAAAAUCUUUAUUUUUAGUUUGUUGUAUGAUAGGCCACUGUUGUAAUUUGACCACCUGGCUAAAUUUAAGACAUGAAAAAAAAUCUCUAAAUUUAUCAAAUUAACUUCAAAUCAUGAAAAAUUGGGGUGUGGGCGUGUCGGUUGAAUGAUCUGAAGCCAUGCCCACUCACAACAAAUAUGAUCCUCUCAAAAAAAAAAAAAAAAAAAAAAAGCUUCUGAUCAGAGCACAGCUGCUUGGCUCUUUGCCAGCGCAAAAGACAGAAGUUGGGAUUAAAUUUACUGUUUUCUGGCACAAAUCUCUCUGUUACUACACGUUUAAUAGCCUGUAGGCCACCGUAGCUGACAGAUUCAGGAAGUUUAACUCACAGUGGUACGGACCAGGCAAUUCCCCAUCAAGACUGGUGAUGUCGGGCUCAGAUUUUAGCUCAAAUUAAACCAAGCCAGGAAAGAGGUGAUCAGCUUUAUAACAGUCUAAAUAAAAAAAAAAAUCAAUCACAUUUAGAUCUCAUUGUUUUUAUAUAUUUACAGCAACCUUAUUCCAACAUAUCUAAAGUGUUAAGACAAAGUUUGGAUUUCACUUCACAGGGACUUUAAUAUCUUGUUUUGCACUGAAAUAUACAACAAUAGUUUUCUUGCUUAGCUUAUGUCAUUUGAAGCAAAACAGUCUCCAUUUGAGACUUGCUUUUAUUUAUUUAUUUUUUAAUAUUACUU